Molecule: messenger RNA, 4489 nt
Organism: Acipenser ruthenus (sterlet)
Lineage: Eukaryota; Metazoa; Chordata; Actinopteri; Acipenseriformes; Acipenseridae
Product: zinc finger protein ZFAT-like
Exons: 16
Coding region: 183-4013 (1276 amino acids)
Biological process (GO): regulation of transcription by RNA polymerase II
Cellular component (GO): chromosome
Molecular function (GO): chromatin insulator sequence binding
Source: RefSeq, a predicted model, not a curated record
CCAUCACCCACGGCAGUUCAAGGAGACUCCAUUUGCCAUGUCUGAUAACGCAGAUUCGUCAGAAACCUUCUGGCAAAUAAACCUUUAAAAUUAAAAAUGUUUCACGAAAAUAAAGCCGAUCACAUUAUUAAUUGACAAAGAUAAAUAACCGCCGGCCCUGUUUAGAUUUAUUUAAGGGUACUAUGGACUCCCAGACUGCAGGCGCUGUUUCAAUAUUCAUGUGCAAAGUGUGUAACUUGUUCUCACCCAGCCGGACAGAGCUGCUCACACACGUCUCAGAACAGCACACAGUUGAGAGUCUCAGUCCUGAUGACAUCAUCGUGCCCCUUAGACCACUGUCUACAACAGCCCAGUCAGAGAACAGCGGAGAAGAAUGUGUUGUUGUCAAGAGGAAGAGGGGGAGACCCAAGGGCUCCACCAAGAAGUAUUUUGUGAAGGAGGAGCUUGUGGAUGCCAAUGCCAGUCCGAGAGAAGAAGCCGAGCCUGGAAAGGAGAAGGAGGAGAAGGGGCCCGAAUCUGGAGACCUGGGUGGCGUGCUGGAGUGCAGGAAAUGCAGUCGGAGAUUCUGUAACACGAGGCAACUCAAGAAGCACAUCUGCAUCAUGGGAUUGAAAGAAGAAGGGGAAGAAGAAGAAGAUGAAAAUGACCCCGGAAUCAAAUCUGCUUCAGAGGGAAAGUAUGAGGACAGGGAGAGGCCUCCAAAGAGGUCUCGGAUUCAGAACACGGAGAAGGCAUCUGUGAGCAGGGACUUUGAGCAGCCAGGUGGAGCAAAGAAGCCUAUAAUUAGUGUGGUUCUCACUGCACACGAGGCAGUUCCAGGAGCUACAAAGAUUGUUCCAAUUGAGGCUCCCCAUGCAGAGUCUGCUCCAGCUGUGGACCCCGAGUCUAGUGGCCAGGAGGAAGGAUUAAAGAGGGGCUACCAGGAGUAUGCAAUACAGCAGAUGUCUUCUGAGCUACCAAUGAAAUCUAACAGGCUGGCACAAACUCAACUGAAGAUCUUCACGUGUGAGUACUGCAACAAGGUGUUCAAGUUUAAGCAUUCCCUGCAGGCGCACUUGAGGAUUCACACCAACGAGAAGCCUUUCAAGUGCCCUCACUGUGAUUACGCCAGUACAAUCAAGGCCAACCUGAGCGUCCAUCUGCGCAAACACACAGGGGAGAAGUUCAGUUGCCAGCACUGCUCCUUCAGCUGCCUCAGCAAAGGCCACCUGAAAGUGCACGUGGAGAGGGUGCACAAGAAGAUCAAGCAGCACUGCCGCUUCUGCAACAAGAAGUACUCCGACGUCAAGAACCUGCUGAAACAUGUCCGGGAGAGCCACGACAUGGAGGACAGGAAGGUCAAAGACUGUUACGAGGAGAUCAGUCUCCAGACCAGGGAGGGCAAGAGGCAGCUCCUGUACGACUGUCACACCUGUGACCGUAAAUUCAAGAACCAGCUGGACAGGGACCGCCACAUGAUGGUCCAUGGCGAUGAAAGGCCAUACGGCUGUGAGCUCUGUGAUCACGGGGCCACCAAGUAUCAGGCCUUGGAGGUCCACAUCCGCAAGCAUCCCUUUAUCUACCUCUGCACUGUCUGCCAGCACAAGUUUGUCAGCUCAGUCAGGCUGAGGUCCCACAUCAAGGAAGCCCAUGCCCACCUGGAAGAAACCGCGGUCUUCAGCGACUCCAUCAAUCAAAGCUUCUGCCUCCUGGAGCCCGGGGGUGACAUCCAGCCAGACGCCCUAAAGGAGAGAGAGCUGCAGAUGACAGAGGAGCUGUCUCUGCUGAACGCUCAGCAUGCUCUGGGUGCAGAGCUGGGGAACACAGAGGAAGUCACUACCGAGCAGUUUGCGCAUGGAGUAGCUGGAGACAACCUAGAAGGGGAUUUUCCAACAAAAGAUGCUACUUUGACAGACAUGGUAGAAAACCAGCAACACCAAGUGCACUCCGCUGAAGACAGUCAGAGCCACGAGACCACAGUAUUGGACAAAGGGUAUGACAAGAUGGAGUUUUCUGAAGAUAGUCAGAUCCACAAAACCACAGCAUUGGACAAAGGGGAUGACAAAGUGGAGUGUUCUGAAGAUAGUCAGCGCCACGAGACUACAGUAUUGGACAAAGGGGAUGACAAAGUGGAAUGUUCUGAAGGUUUCCAACAGGAGACAGUAGAUAAGCAACCACUGCAAGCAGGUGACCAACAAUUGGUUGAAAUCUGUACCACAUUCGAGCAUACCACUGAUGUUAUUCAACAAGAGACGUUAAACCAGAGCGCCGUGCCAAGCCAAGAGAACUUGACGGACACCCAUCAGCCUAGUGUUGCAACACAGUUAGAUAAAACCUUAUCAAACAAAGAAGCUGAGUCUGGUGCAGACAAUUCAGAAACCACUGAAGUCUUAGGAGUGACAAUACAAAGCAACCUGCCCUCUAGUGGAAAAAACACCUUGACUGCAGACGCUCAAGAGGAAAGUACAGCUUUCAAGAAGAUUAUGGACAGCUUGCAAAAGAGACAGCUGAACAUGGACCUCUUUGAGAGGAUCAGGAAAGUGUAUGGGGAUCUGGAGUGUGAAUACUGUGGUAAGCUGUUUUGGUACCAGGUGCACUAUGACAUGCACACUCGCACUCACACCCAUGAGCAUCUCUACUACUGCUCCCAGUGCAGCUACUCCUCCAUCACCAAGAACUGCUUGAAACGGCAUGUAAUCCAGAAGCACAGCAACAUCCUGCUCAAGUGUCCCACCGAGGGAUGCGAGUACACCACGCCUGACAAGUACAAACUCCAGGCACACCUGAAAAUACACACCGAGCUGGAUAAAAGGAGUUACGUUUGCCCUGUGUGUGAGAAGUCCUUUCCAGAGGAUCGGCUUAUUAAAUCACAUAUCAAAAACAGCCACCCAGAAGUGUCAAUGAACACAAUCUCAGAAAUCCUUGGGAGGAAAGUGCAGCUGAAAGGGCUGAUUGGGAAGCGCGCCUCCAAGUGUCCUUACUGUGACUGCUAUUUAAUGAGGAAUGGAUCGGACCUGCAGCGGCACAUCUGGGCUCAUGAAGGAGUGAAGCCCUUCAAGUGCUCGCUCUGCGAUUAUGCAACUCGCAGUAAGAGUAAUCUCAAGGCCCACAUGAACCGGCACAGCACUGAGAAACCACACCUGUGUGACAUGUGUGGGAAGAAGUUUAAAUCCAGGAGCUCCUUGAAGAGCCACAAACUGCAGCAUGCAGCUGAUGGCAGGCAGUUUAAAUGCACUGUGUGUGACUUCACUGCCGUACAGAAGCCACAGCUUCUCCGCCACAUGGAGCAGCAUGCCUCAUUUAAGCCUUUCCGUUGUGCACACUGCCACUACUCUUGCAACAUGUCAGGGUCACUGAAGCGCCAUUACAACAAGAAGCACCCGAACGAGGAAUAUGUGAAUGCAGGGGUGGGGCCUCCUGCUGUGGACAUGCUAAUCCAGCAAGGUGGAGUGAAGUGUCCUGUGUGUAAUUUUGUCUAUGGUACAAAAUGGGAAAUGAACCGGCACCUUAAAAACAAGCACGGCCUGAAGCUGGUGGAGAUCGAAGGAGAUGCCAAAUGGGAGCAUGUUGUAGAGAGUUCAGUGGAGGAAUCAUCGACACAGUAUCUGCAUAUAACUGAGACUGAAGAUCUGCAAGGCACAGAGGCUGCUGUAGCUGCUCUCCAGGACCUACGAUAUAACACAGAAAAUGGAGAUCGGUUGGACCCCACUGCAGUGAACAUCCUUCAGCAGAUAAUUGAGCUGGGAACAGAGAGCCAUGGUGCUGCAGUGGCAUCAGUGGUUGCCAUGGCCCCUGGCACAGUCACAGUCGUGGAGCGGGAGCAGCAGGGGAACCAUGCCGUGAUGAUUCAGGAAGCCCUGCAGCAGGCCUCGGUGGGGCUGGGUGAAGAGCAUCACCUGGUGGUCUCCUCGGACGACAUGGAGGGCAUCGAGACCGUCACCGUGUACACGCAGGGCGAAGACGCCUCGGAGUUCAUCGUUUACGUUCAGGAGGCAGUGCAGGCUGAGGAAGAGCAGACAGUGGAGCCCGUGUGAGAUUUCAAAUGGAGGAUCUGCUGUGCUGGAGCGCAGGGUUACUGCUUAUCAAAAGCUGACUCCUGGCUACUGCAAUAUACUUGUGAUGGUGUGACCGUAACUUAUACAGUGUCUCAGAAAUAUUUAUACAGCAAAUAUCUGCGGCCACCCAAACAGUAUUUAUUUGACAGCCAUUUGGCUAUAGUGGAUGCUGUCAGGACCCCUGAUUAAAAAUGUUUUUAUUAUUUUUAGUUCCCUCGUUCCCACUGAUAUUAGUAAUGAUAUACAUAAUAUUCACUGAUUCCUUCCAGACCAAUACAUUAACAAGGAGUCAGUUUUACAUAUAGAGCAGUGAGACAUAAAGAAAUCAACGAAAAGUAGCAAAAAAAAAACAGGGCCACAUUACACCAAACCAAAGGGGGGGUGGGGAGGGUAACAAAACCAGGUCAAUUAGAUUAACUUGUACAACAGGAUAAGCUGAAUUUUAUCUGAGCAUU